Molecule: messenger RNA, 1710 nt
Organism: Neocloeon triangulifer
Lineage: Eukaryota; Metazoa; Arthropoda; Insecta; Ephemeroptera; Baetidae
Gene: ND-51
Product: NADH dehydrogenase [ubiquinone] flavoprotein 1, mitochondrial
Exons: 9
Coding region: 84-1493 (469 amino acids)
Biological process (GO): mitochondrial electron transport, NADH to ubiquinone
Molecular function (GO): NADH dehydrogenase (ubiquinone) activity; NAD binding; 4 iron, 4 sulfur cluster binding
Source: RefSeq, a predicted model, not a curated record
GCGGUGGACGGCAAAGGGGGCGUGGUCGGAUCAAAAUUCGUCAUUAAUCAUUGAUCAUCACCAGCUGUGAGGGAAGAGCAAAAAUGGCUGGCGCUCUCACUCGCUGGGGCAGCCUUCCAAAAGGCCAAAUUGGUUUCGUGUCUGCCAUUUGUAACACAACACAGUUCCGAUCGAAUAUCACUGCUCCUGCUGGCAAGAGCAAGUAUGGCCCUCUCGCUGACCAGGACAGAAUCUUUACCAACUUGUAUGGUCGCCACGACUGGCGUUUGAAAGGUGCUUUGAAAAGAGGCGACUGGUACAAGACCAAGGAAAUCUUGGUGAAGGGUCCCGAUUGGAUUUUGAAUGAAGUCAAAACCUCUGGUCUUCGUGGUCGCGGAGGCGCUGGUUUCCCCACUGGCAUGAAAUGGGGCUUCAUGAACAAGCCUUCGGACGGCAGGCCAAAAUACUUGGUGGUCAAUGCUGAUGAGGGAGAGCCUGGCACCUGCAAGGAUCGUGAAAUCAUGAGGCACGACCCUCACAAGCUGGUUGAGGGUUGCUUGGUCGCUGGCCGAGCCAUGGGCGCCAGGGCUGCUUAUAUUUACAUUAGAGGCGAGUUCUACAAUGAGGCGUCCAACAUGCAAGUUGCAAUUAGUGAGGCCUACCAAGCAGGGCUCAUUGGUAAAAAUGCCUGCGGAUCUGGUUUCGACUUUGACGUUUUCAUGCACCGUGGUGCUGGAGCUUACAUCUGUGGCGAAGAAACGGCCCUGAUUGAAAGUCUCGAAGGCAAGCAAGGAAAGCCCAGGCUGAAGCCUCCAUUCCCUGCUGAUGUCGGCGUCUUCGGCUGCCCCACAACAGUUGCAAACGUUGAGACGGUUGCUGUUUCUCCUUCCAUUUGUCGAAGAGGUGGCACCUGGUUUGCAUCCUUUGGCCGCCAACGUAACUCCGGAACCAAGUUGUUCAACAUCUCUGGCCACAUCAACACACCUUGCACCGUCGAGGAGGAAAUGUCCAUCCCUCUGAAAGAAUUGAUUGAGAUUCAUGGCGGUGGCGUUGUCGGUGGCUGGGACAAUUUGUUGGCCAUCAUCCCUGGCGGUUCUUCAACUCCCCUCAUCCCCAAAAAUGUCUGUGAGGAAGUUUUAAUGGACUUUGAUGGAUUGGUAGCAGCGCAGACUGGCCUGGGAACGGCAGCCAUCAUUGUGAUGAACAAGCAAACCGACAUUGUGAAAGCCAUUGCUCGGCUCAUUGAAUUUUACAAACACGAGUCGUGCGGUCAGUGCACACCUUGCAGGGAGGGUGUCAAUUGGAUGAAUCAAGUCAUCCACAGAUUCGUUACUGGAGAUGCUCAGCCCGAAGAGAUUGACAUGCUUUGGGAAAUAAGCAAGCAGAUCGAAGGCCACACAAUUUGCGCCCUGGGUGAUGGUGCAGCAUGGCCUGUUCAGGGUUUGAUUCGUCACUUCAGACCCGAGUUGGAAAACAGAAUGAAGAGAUUUGCUGAUAAGAAAGCUGCAAACUAAUAGUUUUCUUACUCUAUUAAGGUCUCUAUGUGUUUAGAUUCAAUGAAAUGUAAAUAGAAAAUCCUGUUGACACUCUAUCUCCUACUUUUUGAUUCAAGAAGUACCUUUUUGUUAAAAGUUAUUUGCCGCAUUUCUAAAAAGAAUCGAUUUCCGGUGAAAUAAUAAAUUUAUUUAUGACCUAGACGUAUAAAAUAAAAUACACGGUAUUAGAGAAUCA